UUUUUUCGUUGUAGUCUCGCUCUGUGUAUUCCCGCACUUUCGCGGCACAGAAUUUCUUUGUUGUUUUCCGAUGUCUUGCCCUCUCAUGGAUUUUUUACCCUCUUCCGAGAGGUUUGUGAAAUAAAAGCUUACAACAGCACAGUAAAAAAUCCACUACCUCGGACGAGAGCAGCCAUCCAGUAUGGAACCUCAUCAAAAUCCACAGCUACGGGAGUCCAGGAGCCUCACUUCCUUGGGCUUACAACAGUUUGAAAGUAUGGUAGCUAAACAUGUGUCAAAACUUAGUUGUAUCAAGCGAGACAUUGAUUCUCUCAUAAUGGACAUAGAUGAAAACCCGGUUAUGACAUUUGAAAGAGCAAAGAUUUUUAAGUCAUCAUUAACAAAACUGAUGCUUAAAUACGACAAAGCAUCCGCAGAGUUUGCAUCCUACUUACAAAGUCAGCGCCACGAAAACAGUCUAAGGGAAGAGUCUUCAAGGUCCCUGAUUAAUAAAACUUUACAAGAUAAAGUGAGAAUUGUGCUGAAACAAUUAGACGACAUUCUACCAAAGCCAGGUUCCCAAAAAUCCGAACGUACUUACAAGACCACUUCGAGUUCACAUCUUACAGCCGUGAUGCUUGAACACACAGCCAAGGUAGAGGAAGUCAGAGCUAGAAUGAGGUACGCAGAAGAAGAGGCUGAACUUAUGAAGAAAGAAGCAGAUUUAAAGGCAGCCCGCUGCGUGCUUACAGUUAAACGCGAAUAUGACGCUGCACAAUCAAGCUUGAGAGCUAUCAAAAGGGUGUUUGAUUUCUCAGACAAUGAGUCUUUAGGUGGCAGCUUUCCACCUGAUAAAUUUGAGGAUAUAGACUAUCUCCCAAGAUCAUCAAUCAAAGAGCAUAAUACAGAAACCUCGGAGCAUAAUAUGGACAAUCCAAUCCAACAUUUGGAUAUCCCGUCAACACUAGAAUACACAGAAAAGUUUGUGCGAGAUCAGACCGACUCCAUUAAACCCUCGAUUCUCAACCCUGAAGCUCCUGUGUUUGUGCAGCAAACUAACUCUGUGUCUAGUGACACUCAUGAACUGGCAAAACUUCUUGCCAAAAAACAAUUACUCCCUGCACGCUUGACCACUUUCGAUGAUAUCCCUGGACAUUAUUACGCAUGGAAGUCUACGUUUGAAAACGUAAUGAGUGAGUUGGGUGCCUCUCCACUCGAAAGACUUGAUCUACUUAUUCAGAAUCUCGGCACCAACUCCAAACGACAGGCUAUGAACAUUAGAAGUGCAAACCCAAACGAACCUUCCCGCGCAUUGAUACUAAUUUGGGAGAGGCUUGAUUCAAGAUUUGGUAGUCCAGAGAGCAUUGAGUCUUCGUUAAAGGACAGAGUGUCAGCAUUUCCAGUUUUAAAGAAUACUGAUAGAAGCCAACUCUUCGAAUUGUCAGACUUGCUUAUGGAGAUCGAUUCCAUCAAGCGUGAUGAGCGAUUUUCACUACUCUUUGCCUACUAUGACUCCAGUACUGGAAUAAAUCCAAUUGUGAGAAAACUCCCAUAUAGCAUACAAGAAAAGUGGACAAAUGAAGCGAAUAGGUACAAAGAAGCUAAUAAAGUGACAUUUCCACCAUUCUCCCUUUUUGUAUCAUUUAUACAAAGAACGGCCCGCAUUCGGAAUGACCCUGGGUUUGUUUUUGACAACAACAAUAGUACUCGACAGGAUAGUGACACAAGAACAUUCAGGAGACCAGUUAGUCCUAAAGCACACAUUUCUACAAGAAAAACAGAGGUGAAGAGUGAAGUCUGUCCUAUACAUGGAACAAACCAUACACUCAACAUGUGUCGCCAGUUUCGUUCCAAACCUUUAACUGAGAGACGAAACUACAUUCGAGACAAUGGUUAUUGUUUCAAAUGUUGUGGUCAGAAAAAACAUCUUGGAAAGACUUGCAAGGAGACAGUGAGAUGCGAGGUUUGUCGUUCGAGUGAACAUCCUUCCGCACUCCAUUCAGAUCCUCGAGUACCUAUUCCCCAGAGGGCUCAUGAAGGGGAGAACAAUCAUGCUACUGAUGCAACUGUUUUCAACAAAUGCACCAAAAUCUGUAAAGUUCCAGGAUAUACCUCCAAGUCCUGUGCCAAAAUAGUGUUGGUCAGAGUGUAUCCUCAUGGACAGCGUCACCACUGUAGAGUACUCUAUUGCAUGAUCGAUGAUCAGAGCAACAGGUCAUUAGCGGUUUCAAAGUUCUUUGACGCCUUUGGUGAACAUGGGAAAGAGACGGAAUAUGUUUUGUCCUCAUGCGCAGGAAGAUUUAAUGUGGCUGGACGGAGAGCCUCAGGAUACGUGGUAGAAUCUCUGGAUGGAUCAUGUGCUUUGAAACUGCCCAACUUAAUAGAAUGCAACGACAUCCCAAAUAAUCGUGAAGAGAUUCCGUCACCUGCUGCUGCCAGAAACUUCCCUCACCUGAAAGGUAUCGCUUCGUCAAUACCAGGAUUGAAUGAGCAAGCUGACAUAGAAUUGCUGAUUGGGCGUGAUCUUAUUACGGCACAUCAUGUGUUAGAACAGCGAAUCUGGAAGGAUGACCUACCCUAUGGUCAACGAUUACCCCUGGGCUGGGUUGUUAUUGGAAAUGUAUGCCUUGGAAAAGUACAUGGUCCUGACAUAGUGAACGUCAACAAAACAGCUGUUCUUAGUAAUGGUCGCCCUACAUUGAUGAGAAAUUGCAAGAACAAGAUUUAUGUAGACAUGGACCCAGUAUUUAAGAAAACAGAACAUGAUGAAAAACCAGGACUGUCAAUAGAAGAUCAAGAUAUUAUGGAUGCUGGGUUUCAAAAAACACAAGAGGGUCAGUGGAUGGCACCACUUCCAUUUCGAGAAAACAGGAUGAGCCUGCCAAAUAAUAAAGAAGCAGCUUUACGUCGUGCGAGAUCCUUCGAUGCUAGUAUCCAGCGUAAUGCCGAAAAACGUCAACAUGUGGUGGACUUUAUGCAGAAGUUAUUUGAUAAUAAUCAUGCAGAGACUGCUCCAGACCUGGUUGAAGGAAGCGAGUGUUGGUACCUUCCGCUGUUCGGGGUUUACCACCCCAAAAAGCCAGAAAGCAUACGAAUUGUGUUUGAUUCUUCUGCCAGAUUUCUGAAUGACGUAAUGCUCAAGGGACCAGAUCUUAGCAAUAGUUUACUUGGUAUUAUUCUACGGUUCAGGAAGGAGGCUGUUGCGGUAACAAUGGAUGUUGAGCAAAUGUUCUAUAACUUCAAAGUGACUCCUGAACAUCGAAACUUCCUGAGAUUUUUAUGGCAUGAGAACAAUGAUCCAGACCGUCCACUCACUGAUUACCAAAUGACAGUGCACGUCUUUGGUAAUAGUCCUUCGCCAUCCGUGGCUACCUACGGCCUUAGAAAGGCAGUUGAAUCAGCAAGUGCUGAUGUCAAAGACCUGGUGAUCAACAACUUCUAUGUUGAUGACGGCCUUUUAUCGUGUACAAGUGAGGAAGAAGCUGUUAGUCUUGUCCACAGGACAAAAGAUGCCUUGAGUGAAGGUGGAGCCUUACGACUGCACAAGUUUACAUCAAACAGAAGAGCAGUUCUUGAUUCCUUUGACCAAAGUGAUCUCGCAAAGAACCUUAAAGAUCUGGAUCUCGGUACAGCUUCCCUCCCACUGCAAAGAAGUCUAGGACUACUUUGGGACACCGAUGCAGACAUUUUUCUAUUUAAAGUCUCAAGUGAAGAGAAACCCUACACGAAACGAGGGGUGUUGUCAGUCAUAAACAGCAUUUAUGACCCCAUUGGUUUUGCACAGCCAGUAAUAAUUAAAGGAAAAUUACUUCUUAGGAACAUGAUGUCAUCUCCAGAAAAGUCUGAUUGGGACGAUCCCUUACCGGAAGCUCCGAGCAUACUUACACCAGCGACCUUACUAACCAUGAAAACUACUUCAGAUGUAUGUCCUUUUCCAAACUUUGAGAGAAAAGAAAUGAUUCGCUCACAUUGGAAACGUGUUCAAGGUCUUGCGGAUGAAUUUUGGAAAAGGUGGAAGAUGGAAUACCUACAGACCCUACAAGUGCGCAAGAAAUGGCAGGAGGACCAUCCAAAUUUGAAACCAGGAGACGUAGUCCUCAUGAAAGAUCGUGAGAGUGCCCGCAACGAUUGGCCUCUAGGAAUAAUCACAAAGGCAUUUAAGAGUGAAGAUGGCAAAGUUCGUAAAGUAGAACUUGAUCUUAUGAAAAACGGCGAGCGAGUUACUUAUGUGAGACCAAUUUCAGAGUUAGUUACUCUUUUAGAAGUAUAGAUAAUAUGACAUUUGUAGUAUCAUUUGCUAUGUGUGAUUUAUAACUCACCUGUGUGAGUAGAUAUUUUUAUUUGAAUGUAGUGAUUUCUAAUAGAAAUCAGAGGGGGAGUGUAGUGUCCGGAGAUUUCGUUUCCGGACGUUCUGUUUUUUCGUUGUAGUCUCGCUCUGUGUAUUCCCGCACUUUCGCGGCACAGAAUUUCUUUGUUGUUUUCCGAUGUCUUGCCCUCUCAUGGAGUAAGUUUUACAUAAUUAUGUUUCUUUUAGUUGUAUUUGUAUCUACUGAUCAUUUAUGCUAAACGUUAGGCCAGAAAACGUUUAUCUGUUGUGAAGUUUAGCUCGUGUGUACAAAAGUAUGGAGGACUAGAAUUGUCGUAAUUUUUCAUCUUUAUUCUGUAUCGGUGUUUUUUACGUAAACUAGUCAAUGAUGUUUUUCUAGUCCAGUCAAUAACUGUAUUUCAAAUUGUUUAUAACCUGUAACGGUUACUAUGUUUACUUUCUUUUUGCCUUUGUAACACUGUACCUUGUUUUGUUUGUAGUUUUUUACCCUCUUCCGAGAGGUUUGUGAAAUAAAAGCUUACAACAGCA
This is a messenger RNA of Ostrea edulis (European flat oyster), 4834 nucleotides long. RefSeq lists its product as uncharacterized. The record is from RefSeq and is a predicted model, not a curated record. Lineage: Eukaryota; Metazoa; Mollusca; Bivalvia; Ostreida; Ostreidae. The transcript is spliced from 2 exons. The coding region runs from base 182 to 4249 and encodes 1355 amino acids.